GAACGACGCGAUGUACUCCGCUGCACGUGGUGGGUUCUCAGCCAUUCUCCGACAAGCCGCUGUAGCUCAAAGAAGUCACCUUUCAUCGGCAAACACCAAAAAGAUCCCGAGAAGACGAGGGGAGUAUCUGUACGGAGUUGCUCCUUGUCUCGCUGCCCUGCACACCGGCAAACGACAAAUAUACAACAUAUUUCUAAAGUCUGCCGUCGGCACUAGGACCAGCGAACUCAAGAGUACAGCACUGAGUGAGGUGAGGCGAUAUGCAGAGCGGAGGAGGAUGGAGAUACACUAUGUCAGUAAGGAAACUCUGGAGAGAAUGUCCUCCAAGAGACCACACCAGGGAAUAGUAUUGGAUGUAUCUCCUCUAUCGUGCCGGAAGAUGGACUUAGGCGACUGUCGGCUGGAGAAGGAUAUUCUCUCAGAGAGACUGCCAGUUUGGCUAGCACUGGAUGGAAUUCAGGAUCCGAUGAACUUUGGUGCCAUCUUGCGAGCAGCUUUCUUUCUCGGGGCAGACCGUGUAAUCACCACUGCCAGGAACUGUUGUUCCCUGAGUCCAGUGGUUAGCAAGGCCAGCUCUGGAGCCAUGGAAAUGACAACUGUCUUCUCAAUUUCUGACAUGUCAGGCUUUCUCUCAACAGCGCAGAGCCAUGGUUGGGAAGUGGUCGGUACGUGUAGUCCUGAAGCAGUGGAUAAGCUGACACCGAUUCCUGUCCAAGAUGUGACUCACUAUCGUCUUCGCAGCCCCACCAUGCUAGUACUAGGUAAUGAAGGGUAUGGUGUUCGUAAGGAGCUCAGUCGGUCAUGCACAGCUCUGCUGACAAUCCCUCCACUGAGGCCGCUUCCACCUGGGUUCGACUCCCUCAAUGUGGGCGUCGCUGCCGGGAUAAUCCUUCACUGUCUGCAAACGUCACAACAAACUUGACUAUAAUUAUACUGAUGAGUGACUGUGGUUUUCAAAGAGCAGUACCACGCAUGCGCAGGGUUUACACUUUAGCACUUUUCAUUACACUGGGAGCAAAUAUUAUAUUGAUGGCACUUGGUGAGGAAAACUUUCUAAUAUAAGAGCGAGGCUCUGAAGGAAAAAGGAAACUACCCUGAGGAUUGUCUGAUCCUGGAUGCUGAGCAGACCUGGGCGAAAGACUGCUGACUGUCAUCCAAACGUGGUUCAGCUCUUACACACAAUGUCAUGCAUAUAUACAACUGCUUUGUUUGUAGCUAAGCGCCUGCGCUGCGCUAUGUUGUGCACCGGCCAAUAAUAUUAUGACUUUUGGAAUAUGAUAUUAGGUUUGAUCAUUAAUCAUUAACAAGAAACAAGAAAGGUCAUAAUUUAGUGUGAGGUUCGCUCUUCUCCUUCCUCCUAUCUUCCUCGUCCAGUGGUCGGUUACUGUAGAAAACGAGGUCCUUCUUGUUGGCAAAGAAGUGUGGAAAAGAGACUGGCUGGAUGAAUGAGCCACUGGCUAGCCCGUCUUUAUAGGACUGGGCUAUGAGGCGAUUGGUUGUGGUCGUUUCUGGGUCACCUAUGUAUGCAUUCACAUCCGUCCACUUGGCCUCAGCAAUCUCGGCUGGGUUGACAGUGAUGUCUGUGGUGAGGGGACGGAGGAGACAGACAAAGUAGAUGUCGUCCGUUCCCCAGCGGUACUCGUGCAUGUGUCUGAAACACAGCAUUGCCACAAACUCUGUCUUCACUCCCGUCUCCUCGAACGUCUCCCGAAUGGCAGUCUCCCACAAUUCUUCCCCUUUCUCGGUGUGUCCUCCGGGCAGUUUCCAGUGUCUCAGGGAAAGUCUUUUGAGCCACUUCUCCUGAACUAGGAGAACCUGGCCCUCCGCAUUCACCACAAACCCUGCCACACCAAUGUAGUGGUGUGCAAAGUCAGGGAGGUUGUUGGGCUCAGAGGUGGGGAGCCAUUUGGUCAUCAUGAGGUGGUCGCAGUGAGCAUGGUGGAACUGGAGACCUAGCUUCAUGGAGAGA
Molecule: messenger RNA, 1969 nt
Organism: Geodia barretti
Lineage: Eukaryota; Metazoa; Porifera; Demospongiae; Tetractinellida; Geodiidae
Source: the annotation of a GenBank genome assembly